AUGGGGCUGCGUAUUAAGGGUAGCGGUCCUUCGUGUCCUUCUGGCGACUUUAAGUUUAGUAAGUUUAGUAAUGGUAUGUGCGACGGUCCUAAGCUAAAAGGUAAGUUUGCUGCUCAGCUACACCCGGAACGCAACCGCGGCUGCAUCGAAAGUAGCACAGAAGCAUAUAACGCCGGUACAAACCUUUGCGGAUUGAUCAAUGAUGCUCGCGUUAGUAGCGUACCACUUGUGAUUCCUCUAAAGGAUCAGCCUGAGCCUGUUUCAUUCAUGCAGGCACUAAGCGACACUGUAAAAGGCGCAUUGCUUCAACAUCUGGGAGAUCUAAAAUCAAAUGCUGAACAAGGAUAUCGCAACAUGAAGUACGCAGCGGAGGAUAAACUUGACGAGGCUGUGUCAGAUGUAAAUUAUAGAAUCUCUAACUUUACAAAUGAGCAGAAAGCAAAAGCCACUGUCGCCGCUCAAGAGUUGAGCGAUGCUGAUAAGCGCAAAGCAACAGAAGUUGGAAACGCCGUCAGCGAUGCUGCUAGCAAAGCAUAUGAUACCGUCGAUAAUGCUACUGGCAAUCGCAUCAGCAAGGGUAUCCGCGCUAUAGAUGAUGCUGCUACUACGAUAAACUCGCAUGUUGAAAAGCUAAGUAAUGAGCUGAUACCAGAUGAUGACUAUGAAGAAACGCUAAACCAUGUUGUAAGCGCUUAUCAAGAUCUAUCUCGUGAAGAACCAACGCCUCUACCAAAGCGGCAAGAGGUUAAGCCAAAGCAGCGCGGCGAUAUGUGGGAUCUAGACGACUUUAACAUUGAUGAUAUCCAUUAUUGCAAUCAAGAAUGA
Messenger RNA from Phytophthora nicotianae INRA-310, 825 nucleotides. RefSeq lists its product as hypothetical. The transcript is spliced from 2 exons. The record is from RefSeq and is a predicted model, not a curated record. The coding region runs from base 1 to 825 and encodes 274 amino acids. NCBI's taxonomy places the organism in Eukaryota, Oomycota, Peronosporomycetes, Peronosporales, Peronosporaceae.